Messenger RNA from Cicer arietinum (chickpea), 879 nucleotides. RefSeq lists its product as uncharacterized. Lineage: Eukaryota; Viridiplantae; Streptophyta; Magnoliopsida; Fabales; Fabaceae. The record is from RefSeq and is a predicted model, not a curated record.
AUGGACAAGGAAUGGACAAAAUUGUCUAGAGAGAGUAAAGAGUAUCAAAACGGUGUAGAUUUUUUCCUAGAUUAUGCAUACACCAAAGGAAAACCUCGUGGAAAAGAGAUUUCGUGUCCAUGUGCUAAAUGUUACAACACCAAUUGGUUCACAAGGAAGGUUCGUCAUGGUGAAGAGAUAAGAAAACCCAAUGAUCUUAAUGAUGAUCAUGUGAAUGAUGAAGAGGAUCAAAUUGAUGAACUACUUUUUGAAAGAUUUAGAGAUGUUAUACAAGAAGAAUGUGAAUUUAAUGAAGGCCUCAACGAAGAUGCAAAAAAGUUUUAUAAUCUAGUCGAAGAAGCCAAACAAGAGUUAUAUCCGGGUUGCAAAAACUUCUCAAAAUUUUCGUUCACAAUUCGGCUAUAUUUAUUGAAGUGUUUGUAUGGUUGGAGCAAUGAAUCAUUUAAUGCUCUCUUAGAAUUGUUGAAAGAAGUUAUGCCUUCACUGAACAUCCCCGAUACGUUCAAUAAAACUAAAGGCAUGAUAAAGGACUUAGGGCUGGAUUAUAAAAAGAUCGAUGCUUGCCCUAAUGAUUGCAUGAUCUAUUGGAAAAAUUAUGAGAAUGAAACAUCUUGCCAUGUUUGUGGUGCUCCACGUUGGAAGGAAAUUGCCGAAGGAAACCAUCAAGUUGGAAAAAAUCACGAAUCUUAUAAAGUUUCAGAUAAAAUAUUAAGACAUUUUCCCUUGAUUCCUAGACUUCAAAGGUUGUUUAUGUGUUCAAAGACGACUAGCUCAUUAUGGUGGCAUGAAGAAGAGCGUUCGAAAGAUGGGAAGUUGAGGCAUCCUGCAGAUGGGGAAGCAUGGAAAGAAUUUGAUAAACGCCCUCCAGACUUUGCUUAG